Molecule: messenger RNA, 1642 nt
Organism: Lottia gigantea (owl limpet)
Lineage: Eukaryota; Metazoa; Mollusca; Gastropoda; Lottiidae
Exons: 2
Coding region: 293-1366 (357 amino acids)
Source: RefSeq, a predicted model, not a curated record
AUUCAACGUUAGCUUAUCACUAACUCACUCUAUUCAAAGUGGAAUUUAAUUUCGAUAUUCCGUGUUCUAGGACGCCUAGAUCAAUUUGAGAGUGUCGUAUAUUAACCCUUUUUCCACGGGAUUUUGGAUCGGAUUUAGAUUUUGGAUGGGAUUCCCAUUUUGGUGAUCAACUGUUAGAAAAGGACAUACGCUGAACAGAGUUAUCAGUACAUUGGACAGUCUCGAUAGGAGGCAGCAGUUAUGGAAUACGGCAAAGCAGCUACGGCUACGUGAAAGGUCAUCAAGAGGCAAGAUGGGUGAGACGUAUCUGCAUGUGACCUCGCCUGAGGUCUACAGCAAGCGAUUUUCGGAGUACGUGAAACAGUUCCACUCGGAAGACUCUGAUGACGUUACUAAAGAUGAUAAACGCCAGAAGGUCAAGAACGAGGAGGCGAAACGCGACGCCAGGGGAAAACGCUUUAUUCAUUCCAAACGGAUGAGUGAAUCGAACAUGUUACCUCCGAUCAACGUAAAGACGGAUGUGAGCUCUCCGACCUUCACUAACGGCAUGUGGUCGUUCCGUGGAUCCAACAGAGCUACCCAAGGAUCCCUUAUGCGUAGUGUUGCAAUAACAAACGGAUCUCAACUCAAAGAAUCUCAUGCGUCUCCGGCUCGACGUCAUGCUGGCAACAAAUUGUCCAAAACCGUUCCGAUGACUACUAGCUUAGACGUAAAUAAAUCUCCAGACUCCUUACGGCUUACUCCGAUAUUCAAAACGGAGAAAAGAGCCAAAACGGACAAGAAAAACGUUUCCAAAUCAAGUGAAAAUACUCCUCGACUGGUACCUAACGAUUCUCAAAAGCACAAAAGCAAGGGCCAGAAAAAUUCAAAACACAAGAAUUUGGAAGAACCGUUUUCUAUCCGCCGCAAGAUCGAGCAGUUUAAGAGAUAUCACGAAGAACAAUACUUGAUCAAACUGCAAAAACUGAAGCAGGACUCGGAAAUUAAAAUCGAACUGUCCAAACGGAGGCCAUCUCCUGUGAAGGAGCACGUCGCAAAGGAACGAGAGGUACCUCGAAUCCGGAGCUUGGACAAGAUCUCGUCCAGAACGGAUCAAGACACAACGACGUCAGCAGAUGAUGCAGAUUCUGGAAACGAGUCGGCGUUUAAUUUGUCCACGAUCAUCAAGUCGACGGCUAGUCGGCAAAAAUCGGCGAAAACGUGGAGGACAUGGCGAGACGUGAACGACUCUUAUGCGUACACUGAUGUCAACAAGUAUAUUGUGGACAACGAGUUGAUGACUGCCGAAAAAGCGGAGUGGAUCCGAGAUUGGACUGUGAAUGUGAACAAGGAACUGUUUCAGAAUAAUGGAACUCAAAGGGAGUGAAGCUCCUUAGGGUCGGCAACAGACGUUUUCGUUGGGACAAGAUUUGGGGAGUUUCUUGUGCAAGAGGUUUGAGCCAAGGACUAGCUGGUAGACACGGUCCUAAAGAACCUCAGUUGAAAUCCAUAGGAAAAAGGAUGUCUAAAAAUAAUUCUAUAAAAUCCAGAUACCAAUGGGGAUCACCUAAAAAGGGUCAAGGGAAAAAGCUAGACGGAAGAUUAGCAUCUAGCUGUUUGUUAAUUUAUUUCAUAUGUAUUUAUAGUAUAUAAAUCUAUAUAC